UUUGCACAUCCAUCUCAGCCUUGACGUUGAGAAAGUUUGAACAACGAUAAGGAGCAGUUCUCGGGAUGGACAGUGAUUAUAUCUGCUUACAAAGAAACAGGAUGAUAGUUACUGCCUCCUGUAAAAUUUGCUUGAGGGUGUAGUCAGCAGCUAUUUAAAACCUAGUAUGCACCCUCCCUUACAAGAUUGUAAGCUCUCAAGGCACGCCAAGACACACAAUGCACUUGCAGCCACGGUGCAUCAUAUUGGCAACCAAAUUGCAGGAAUGUUAAUCGGAAAGUGACCAUAAAAAUGGGCUGUCCCUGCGAGGACAGGCAAAUUUCAGAUUCUCUUUCUCUUUCCAUUUGGUCUUACCCUUUUAAACUUUUGUGUUUUGUUUCCAGCUGUGCUAGUUGCUCAUUUUACAUCUGUGUGCCACUGAAUCUUAACUCUUUACUUCUAAGCACUUUAAGCAUGGCAGUCUUUGCUGUAGGAAUGGGAUCCGUUGGUCGGUGCUGGUUUAAAAGCAUUCCAUCAACCUAACAGGUUCAUCAAGGUCAGCAGUAUGACUGAUGGGGACUAUGACUAUCUGAUCAAACUCCUGGCCCUCGGGGAUUCUGGGGUUGGGAAGACCACCUUCCUGUACAGGUACACAGAUAACAAGUUCAACCCAAAGUUCAUCACAACAGUAGGAAUUGACUUCCGGGAAAAGCGGGUGGUAUACAAUAGCCAAGGGUCAAAUGGCUCUCCUGGGAAAGCCUUUAAAGUCCAUCUGCAGCUCUGGGACACAGCUGGGCAAGAAAGAUUUAGAAGUCUCACAACAGCAUUUUUCAGAGAUGCCAUGGGCUUCUUGUUAAUGUUUGAUCUCACCAGUCAACAGAGCUUCUUAAAUGUCAGAAAUUGGAUGAGUCAACUACAAGCAAAUGCAUAUUGUGAGAGCCCAGACAUUGUAUUAAUUGGAAAUAAAGCUGACCUGUCAGAUCAGAGGGAGGUCAAUGAAAGACAAGCAAAAGAUCUAGCGGACAAGUAUGGCAUCCCAUACUUUGAAACAAGCGCAGCUACCGGCCAAAAUGUGGACAAGGCAGUGGAAACGCUCUUGGACUUGAUAAUGAAACGUAUGGAACAGUGUGUGGACAAGACUCAAGUCUCGGACACGGCCAAUGGAGGAAAUUCAGGGAAGCUGGCAUCAGCAAAAUCAGAAGAAAAGAAAUGUGCGUGUUGAUUUAGUCCUGCAUCCGGAGGAGAACAAACAAGAAAUUCUCCUAUCAGAAAAUGGCAGACCAACCAAUUACUAAAUUCAACCCUGGAAGCUCCUGUGGUCCAUGUGGGGCAGCUGUUGUUGUCUUAAGCAAGGCUGAUUAUUUCCAAUGCUGAGAGAGUCAUGCUUCCGUGUUUGCACAGAUGCUCUCUUUACAAUGGCAUCUUCAUAGAAAACCCAAAGGCCCUCGUCUUCUCAAUACAAUUAGGCUAGUAAAUAGAGGAAAGACUUGCUUGGGAGAGGAUUGUUGAAAUGUCAGGAGAUAACUUUAUGGUAAGACAAGGGGUGACCCUUGUAGGCCCAUGCAAUCCCUUCUAGUCCUGUUGCCUUCUAUUACAGUGUACAUUAUGCAUUUGCUAAAUACAAUUUAUAAAAAGCAAAUGAAUAUUUAGUGUAGCUUAUUAUAAAUGUCUUUGUAUUUUUUUAAAAUGCCAAGCAGUCAUUGCUGUUACAUUCAGCUGACUGAUGUCCUGAGGGGCUCAGAAUAUUGGAUCCUCUUCCAGAAUAAAAUUGGGGAACUAUGUAACAUUGGACUUGAUCGUCAAGUGGAAUUGGAAGGAUGUGGGGGAGAGGAGGAAGAUGUUUAGGAAUUCUAGUAAAAUGCUGAAAAAGAAUGUAUGCAUCCUGCAGUGAACCUUUUUCUCUAAACGAAAAGAUACUGUCUGCCCCUCAGAUACUCAAGCCAGCAUGUAGGCAUUGUCUCCCAAGAAUAUGUGCAGGGGAAUUACGAACGCUUUGCCUGGUGACUUUUGAACUGUAAUGCUUUAAAGGAGUCUCUUUUGAUGUAGGGGAAAGAAAAAAGAAAACACAUCUGUUCAGGUCCAUAUGAAUGCAGUUAACUUUUCUAAUUAGUUAUCUCAUUGUGUUGAUUUUUAUUUUUAGUUUACAAGUGGCUCAAUUAAUAAAUGUGAAAGUGUUGAUUUGGAGGAUGGAGCACCACAAAACCAAAACCUUGGUAAAAUGCAUAAUACAUGCUUGGCACUUUGAAGUAUUUAAAAUUGGCAAGGUAGGCUUAAGAACAGAGAGGUGGUCAUAUAAAGGGUGAUUCAGUUACUGUAGCUGUACUAUCAACUGUUAAGGGCAAAUGUGGUAGGACUGUGAUGUAUUAAAAUGUGUCUUCUGAAAUUAAAAAAAAAUCUGCCAUGUUCCUUCUGUUACCCAUAAUUUCAAUAUGGUGCCACAGUAAAGUAUUUGUUGGUAAAGUCAUAGAGCAAUAUGGCUGCUCCAAGUAUGGCCCUGAGGCCAGCAAGAUCCCAUGGGAGAAGCUGGACAAAAAACCUUGAGCACCAUGUAGUCUUUGCAUUAUCCUUCAUCUUGACUAGGUUGGCCCAAGAUUUUGUUCUGGAUUAAUACAGGUGUGAUCUCGUGUAGAUCAAGGGCAAGAUUAUGUCUGGGCAGCCCUGUUAAUGUAGAAUUCUGGACGUGUUAAACAUGGAGGGUUGGAAGUGGCAUUUAAGAAUAAUUGACAUGAGCAGCUUGACUUGUUUGUCUAAAAUCAUCUGGGCAGUGGAUUCUGAGAUGCUCUCUCUGAAAUCUGCCCCCUCCAUCCCUUACUCAUUUAGGGGGCUCAAAUGAUGCACUCGUGAUAGAGGGCCCCAAAAUCCUGAAGCCAGUUCAUGAACAUAAUAUGAUUGUCUGUGUGGAAAGUUGCACUGAAAAGCUUCUCAAGGAGGUAGGAAGUGUGUUCUUGGGAAAUUGCAGCUGCUGGGAUGCUGCAAAUGGGAGAUUGUGCCUGACUGCGGCAUGCAAUUGACCUGGCAAACCAUCUGGCAGGAUGUCUUCCAGGGGGACAAAUAUGGUAUAACUGAACUGGUAGAGCAGUUCAUAGAAUUUUGUUGUUUUUUUGAAAUUGUACAUUAAAGCAAAGGUGGGACAACAUACCACGUGCCUAGUGCGUGGGCUCUUAACAGCAGCCUGCUCCCUUUUUGCCUUGGGCCAAUAGCCCUCCUUUCCAAGAGCUAUUAGCAAGGCUUCUCUAGUAUCUCUGUAUCUGUUAGGAAGUCCAACAUUCUAUCUUCUUGCUGUAUUUAAUAUUAAACUCCCUGUAAAAUUUGGAGAUGUUUUAUUCAAAACGAGCCCCCUGUAUUUUUAAAACCUCCAUAUCAAGAGGAAUUUUGGCAAGUGUGGCUUCUUUACGGGGACGAGAAUCCAGGAUUCCUACACAUCUCUUACAAUGGGGAUAGGGAACCUGAACUACAACACGCAUCAGUCCCAGCCAGCAUGACCCAUGGUCUGGAAUGGUGGGAGCUGCAGUCCAACAACAUCUGGGCCAUGGGUUCCCCAUCCCUGUUUUAAAAGACGUGGAGAGAAAGGAUUUUUUGGCAGGUGGAGCUUACAAUUGAAGCUGCACCAGUUGGAAAUGUCUUCUUCUCCAACACUCUUCAAAUGGUACAGGAACCCUGUAUUCUAUUGGAUUCCAAGAUUCCUUACACACUCCAGUUCUACUGAUAGAGGAAAACCCAUACCUGUAUAAGUUUCUGAAACAGACAGAGACUGAACCAUAUUCCAAGAGGUGCUUUUUUAAAAGUCAUGAUAAAUGGUUUUUUUUUUAAAAAGAAAAAAGAUCCAUGACUAGUUCCUCUCCCCAAAGGUAGGAUCUUUGUUGCCAAUGUUUGCUGCUUCAGUAGUACUGAACCAGUCCAUGUUAUCCCAAGGAAUUCUAGCUUUCCACCUGAAGAACAGGAGCAAAGUGCUUGUUUGGAUUCAGAAUGGUUUGCCUCAAUGUCUUGCUUCAAUUGGGUGUGUGGGGGGAGAAUAGGAAGCUUGGUGUGAUCCUGCACUAUGAAGGUUGAUGCAAGGUAUAUUUAGCCUCCUUUUCCUGCCAUGCUGUGAUGAUUUCACACCCAAAACAUACGACUAUUGUUAUUCUUCUUUUGGCUUUUCUGCUGAAAAGAGUAGAUUUGCAAAAUGCAGUUUUGACCUUGGCAAUAUUCCCAGUUGUGAAUACUUUCCCCCAAAAUGCAUCAAUGGCUAGUCCAUUGAGUCAUCCACUAGAGAACUGGAGCACCCAGUUGUGUAGUUUAUGUAAUUGAGGGAUCCCAUGAUACUUGUUUAGGGUUGCAUUUGAUUGGUUCUUGGAAGUUUUUUCUAGCAUCUAGGUUGACUGGUUCUGACACUAUAAAUCCAGUGCUGGAGGGACAGGCACACUGAUAUUCCAGAAAUAUGCAUGUGUGUUGGCCUGGCAUGCAUAUUUGAUUACUCUGUCCACCCCCAUUCAAAAGUAGCAAGGACUUAGAGGCCUAACCAUACUUGAGUAUCAUGUAGAUGCUCUCUUCCUGCUGCCCCAUGCUGGGCUGCCUACUAGAACAACAUCUGCCCUUGGCCCCUCACUGUCAGCAGCAUCACAGACAGAGUAGUAGUGAUAGGACAGCAGCAUCACAGCAGGAGUUGUAGUGGUAGGACCCGUGCAGGGAACCAAGGACCAACAACUAUCUCAGUCUACUUGUCUGGCCCAGCACAAUGCCAAUGUGGGUGGAUGUUCUAUGGACACAUGCUCAUUUGCCCAUACUACAUUCUCACUGUUGUGCACACAUAUUUCCUGACAUUGAACAAGAUGUAGCAGCUGGCACUGUUGUCUUUCCUUGUGCACACUAGGCCCCUGCAUGCAUAGGAUCAAGAUGUUUGAGAAGAAUACCCCCCUCUGUUCCUAAGUGAUGUGUGUUUCUUAACUCUUAGAAAUUAGAACAAGGCUGAACAUCUGCAGAUAUUGGCCACACAGCAUGGCCUCAUUCCAGCUCUGUGCUAAUCCACUACAACAGGGAUGGGGAACUUGUGGCCCUCCAGAUGCCCUUGCUCUCCCAUCAGCCCUAGCCUGCAUAUGGCCAGGGAUAAUGGGAGCUGCAGUCCUGCAGUACCUGGAGGUCCAAGGUUCCCCAUCUCUGCUGAAUCCAAAUAGAAGUCUGUUGUGAUUGGUAUCCUAGAGUCUAUAUGAGGUUUUCAGCAGUGUCGCUGCUGAUUUCAUUCCAUGUCACAUCACUCAUCUUUUGUAGUACCUUUCUUGUGAUCCCACCUGCCCCUCACUGUGUCAUCAGAGCUGGAAGUGAGGGGGAGCAGGAAGUGCAAGGAUGAUACCAGGAUCUGCAUAUAGGAAAAGUUAUCUUGCCCUCGCAGUUCUUACAUUGGCUGCUUAACAAAAUGAGCCUACAUACAAUGGAAUACUUUAAAUAGACCAUCUGCAGUUCAUUGAUAAAUAAUUGUCAGGGCAAUAGAAAAGUGGGUAUGAAAAUAAAAAGGCACUUCCAGGCUUCCUUCUGCUCUGUUUGAAAAUUAUGGCUACAACAGUGGAGUCCCUUGAAACGUGCGGUGAAUAUUUGCAGCAAAAUGUAGCUUUGUUUUGUGUGCGUUAGCAUGGGAGACAUCCAUGUUCGCAGUUGACACGUUCCCCAAAGUUGAAAAGUGUCCAAAAGGAACUCCUGAGGCACUUCUGCUUUGCUUUCUUGGAGCACUUUCAAAUAAUUAGCCAAAGCAUGCCCAAAUCACCCCUGCAAGAUGGUUGCACAAGCUUGACGAGUUGUCGAUAAUGGCUGAGGAAAGGUGCUCUGUCUGAGGUUUUCUGGCAUAUCCUUUUGCAUACUGCAGCAACAUGGGAAUGCGCGUCAGUGUGGCUCCAUAUGAAAGAGCCUUUGUCCAGAUAAGUCCUGGAGGAGUAAAAGUGUAUCCACUAAGCAGAUUAGAUGUGAUUGAGGGGUGACAGACAUGAGGGGCACCUAAAAAAGAUAUUAGAUCAAUACAUUCUGGGGGGGAAACCCAGUAUCUUCUUAAAUGUAUGUUUGUGGUCUUGUCUAAAGAGCCAUGUCUCAGAUCUACAAAGACAAUGAUAUGUUCAAACCAAUACUUAUACCUGGUGUGUUAUUGCUGGAUAUUGUUGGGCUACAACUCCCACCAGCCACAGCCAGCAUGAGCAUUGGUUCAGGAUGAUGGGAGUCUCAGCAACGUUUGAACGACAGCAGGUUCCCUGCACCUGUGCUAGAGCUAUCACUUGAAGCCUUAUGUUCCUAGAAGCAAAUUGUGGUCUGGUGUUAAACUGAGCAAAAACUGAAAAAAACAGCUUUGUUCUUCAUAACUUCUGAGCAACAUUAAGAAUGGUGUAGGUCAGAUAUGGAACCUUUUAGAGUUUUUUUUCCCCCAGGCGCAAGAGUCUUAAAUGGUUCUAGCUGCCUCCUCUUAGAUGUUUUCCUUUCUCUCUUAAUUGUGUUUUAUGAUGGGAAAUGUCUGCCUGUCCUGGAGGGCAAGCCAAGUAAAACAUAGUCUGAAUCGAGCUGUGUGUACUGCUGUUACAGAAGUGAGGUUAGAAAAGCCAAGGUUUCACAGGGAGGAAGAGGCAACUGCCCUGGUAUUUUAGUGGAGUUAGCAUUGCACCAGCAAGUAACAUAUGAUAACUCUGUGUAUGCUCUGCAAGAAACACACUUCAAUUUAACUAUGCUGUACUGUGAUCUGCCUUCCCCAUCUCACACCAUCUGUAUAGGAUAAGGCCUAGAUUAGGGUGCAGGUGAGGUGGGGGGUAUAGGGAGUCCUGAGAAGUACGUACAUUUACAUUUUUAAAAAACCCAGACAAACCCAUUUCUCUCUCUACUUGUUCAGAUGGUAUCACUGAUGUUCUACACUUAAAUUACAUACCACCUAUUUAAAUUUAUUCUUUAUUUAACAUUUCUUUCCUAUAAUUACCUGUUCUCCCUGUACAAUAAGGUUUCAGUGUACAUAACUAUAUAAUUCAAGGUACUUUGGUGUAUCUUGCCUGAAUAUAUUUAUUGAAAUGAUCCUCUUCAGAUUUUGUAUCCUUUUGCUUUUCUGACUUAACUCUAGCAACCUUCUAAUUGAUCAACUGCUUUUUUUUUUUAAGAGUUUCCUCUGGCAAAUUAUCCAGAGCAUGUUUUAUGUUGGUCUAUGCGGCAGGUCUGUAUAUGUUAUAGAUUUAUACUCUUGGAACGUGGAAGUUUUGUAUUAUAUGUCUCUUGAUAGACUGUAAUGCCAGCAUCACCAUGUCAGUCAUUACUUUGUUGUACCAGGAUAACUGUGGCUUUAAAACAAAAUAGAUAGCUAUAUAUAUAUAUAUAUAUUAUAUACACACACUGUCAAAUUUUAUUAACUGGUGUCUGGGUUUGUACAAUAUGGUCAAGGAAUGUAAU
Molecule: messenger RNA, 7362 nt
Organism: Rhineura floridana
Lineage: Eukaryota; Metazoa; Chordata; Lepidosauria; Squamata; Rhineuridae
Gene: RAB27B
Product: RAB27B, member RAS oncogene family
Exons: 6
Coding region: 545-1201 (218 amino acids)
Biological process (GO): melanosome transport; positive regulation of exocytosis
Cellular component (GO): melanosome; secretory granule
Molecular function (GO): GTPase activity; GTP binding
Source: RefSeq, a predicted model, not a curated record